Brienomyrus brachyistius is the source of this 1815-nucleotide messenger RNA. Its product is annotated as fructose-1,6-bisphosphatase 1-like. NCBI's taxonomy places the organism in Eukaryota, Metazoa, Chordata, Actinopteri, Osteoglossiformes, Mormyridae. Gene Ontology annotation, cellular component: cytoplasm; cytosol. The coding region runs from base 88 to 927 and encodes 279 amino acids. Gene Ontology annotation, molecular function: fructose 1,6-bisphosphate 1-phosphatase activity. Gene Ontology annotation, biological process: sucrose biosynthetic process; fructose metabolic process; fructose 6-phosphate metabolic process. The transcript has 7 exons. The record is from RefSeq and is a predicted model, not a curated record.
UUUCAAGUUUUCCGUUAAAAACUGUAAAGGCGGAAUUGGCCGAACUUCUGUUUCACGCAGAGUAGGAGAAAUACUGUGGCCGCCGAGAUGUCAGAGAGAAGCGCCUUCGACACUAAUGUUGUUACUCUCACACGUUUCGUAUUGGAGGAGGGCAGGAAAGCCAAGGGAACGGGAGAGUUAACAACCCUCCUCAACUCCAUGUGCACAGCAAUUAAAGCUAUUUCUACUGCUGUCAGGAAGGCAGGCAUUGCUAAUCUCUAUGGCAUUGCAGGCAGUACCAAUGUAACUGGGGAUCAAGUGAAGAAGCUGGAUGUCCUCUCCAAUGAUUUGGUGAUCAACAUGAUCAAGUCCUCCUUCACCUCAUGUGUACUGGUGUCCGAGGAGAAUGAGGAAGCCAUAAUUGUGGAGCCUGACAGAAGGGGUAAAUACAUUGUUUGCUUUGAUCCUCUGGAUGGUUCUUCAAACAUAGACUGCCUUGCAUCUAUUGGGACGAUUUUUGCCAUCUACAGAAAGGUGACAGACGAUGAACCAAAUCGGAAGGAUGCUCUGCAGCCUGGCAGGAACAUUGUGGCUGCAGGCUACGCCCUUUAUGGCAGUGCAACCAUGAUGGUGCUAUCAGCUGGGCAGGGGGUUAACUGCUUCAUGCUGGACCCAUCAAUAGGGGAGUUUAUUCUCGUGGACAGAAAUGUCAGGAUAAAGAAGAAGGGCAAGAUCUACAGUGUUAAUGAGGGAUAUGCCAAAUUUUUUGACCCUGCAGUCACAGAAUACUUGAAAAGGAAGAAAUUUCCAGAGGAUGGAAGCGAGCCUUAUGGGGGGAGGUAUGUGGGCUCCAUGGUAGCUGAUGUACAUCGAACUCUUGUGUAUGGAGGCAUCUUCCUGUAUCCCGCUAAUGUCAAGAGCCCCAAGGGAAAGAUGAGAACAAGCUAGCCACAAAGGGCAGCCACCCAUAGCAGCAUCCAGGGAGCAAGGGUCUAUAUAUACUAAGACUGGACAUAAACCAGCAACCUUCCACUCAAAGGCACAGAGACUUAGUCCACUGAGCCACACAGUGUCCCCCUGUUAUGGGCUCAAAGUGAUUUGGAUAAUAUCAUCUGCUAAGUAAGUUAAAUGUCCAUUCUGGAUAUUAUUUAAGGGUGCCAUUAUUUUUUUAACCCUAUUCUUUGUACUGUUUAACCUACUUCAUGUUUAAAAAAUUGUGUUUUUCUUUUUAAUUGUGUUUUUUUCAAUCACAUUUUUGUUUGUUAAACUUGAGAUGACUGUAUAUAUGGUGCGAUAGCUAGAUAAACUGGGGUACCACAUUAUGAUUCAAUUACUUACUCUGGCUAUUUAAGUCACUGACUGCUAAGAGUACCUGGGAUGCUUUAAUUAAAAAUCUCUAAGUCAAAGGUACCUCCCUCAUUCUUAUACUACAUAUACCCCUUUUUGAGGUGUUGCCAACUGUGGAAAAGAAAAAAUUCGGAAAAGCAAGGUUGACUCGUAACCCUUCUGGAAAGAGAGUCCACUUGUUAAAAACCACAAUGCUGUCCAGAAACUGUACAGGCACUAUACUGGCACAGUGACAAUUUUUUUUUGCAUUUAUGACUAAAACAGCACUGCUCAGCAGUUAUUCAUUUCAUGACGAAGGCUGUUAAUGUCUUUGUUAUUUUUGCACUGUCACUUUACUGUUCUGAAUGUCAACCACUACAGUCACCUUUUAAUUACACUAUGACGCUUGAUAUUAUGCUUCAUUUUCAACAUACACCCUUCAUUAAUUUUAUUUACUGUAUUGAUGUACUGUAAUUUUAAAUAUACAUAAACUUUCCUUAUUUUACUGUA